Paramecium tetraurelia is the source of this 933-nucleotide messenger RNA. RefSeq lists its product as uncharacterized. The record is from RefSeq and is a predicted model, not a curated record. NCBI's taxonomy places the organism in Eukaryota, Ciliophora, Oligohymenophorea, Peniculida, Parameciidae. The transcript is spliced from 2 exons.
AUGGGUACUUGUUAGUUAAAAAAUUGCAGGUGCGUAUGCUAGUAGAAUAGGUUGGCAUGCCAAUGUGGAAGUCAAAAUACUAUUUUACUUGAGGAACAAGCAAGGGAAAUCCGAAGGAGGAUAAGUUAAGAUCAGAUGAAAAGAUCAAAUAGAUUCUCAAAUAGCAAAAGCAAAACAGGAUCUCCAGCACAGUCCAAUUCGAGUGACUCGCUUAAUAAAACUAAAUUCUCUACUAAUCGAAAAGCAUCAAAUCGAUCACCUAACUCAACUGAAAGGUAUUUGAUCUCUGAAGAAUGUAACAUUCCAACUGAAAGUAGCCAAAUACGGAAAAUAAGAAAACCUAAAAUUAGAAAUAUAAAAUUUAAUCGAAGCUUGACCUACUUUAGCUAAGAAAGCGUUGUCUUCAAAUUUCAAGAAACAAUUGAUUAACCAUUUAGUUAGAAGGAAAUCAAAAUGGAUUCCCCUUAAUUUCAAACACUUAAACAUAAUACUAUAGAAAAUAAAUAAACAUUAGAUCAAAUUUAAUCCAUUAACGACCCAACAAUAACCAUGAAAACACCUACAACAACUGGUGCUGAAUUGUCCAACAUUGCGACAUCAUCAGCUCCAUUCUUGAUUCAAUAACCAUCCAUUUCUAGAGAAAGUUCUCCAUCUAAAUUGUCACAUCCUGUAACUUAAGUAAGUAUGGAACCGAAUCUGAAUAAAUAAUCCUUGUCUGUGCUCACAGAUUAGUAAUUAAAAAAUAGAUCACACACAGCUGAUUUGUCAGAUGACUAAAAAAGUGUCACUCCUAGAAGUGUUUUAAAAUAACAACAAAAGAAUAAUGAUUCUUUUCGAACUUAACAACAAGAAAAACGCAAAGUUAGAUUUGACCUUCCCAACUCACACUACAUUAAGGAAAGAAUAAAAUAAUAGCAAAGAUUUUUCAAUUGA